AUGGAAACAGAUUCCCUCAGCACCAUCUAUGCCAGUGAGCCCCUUGGAAAGGCCUCCAGUCCAUCAGGGAAGCGUGUGGCCCCGUUUGAAGAUGCACUGGAUCGCUUAUGCCGCUGUGGCACAGUGAUUGAGCAUGGACCUGUGAACCGAAAGGACACAAUCAACAAAUUGGAAAAUGAGUUGAGAACUACAAAGAGUGAAAUGGCACGAUAUUUAAAAGAAUACCAGGACCUCCUCAAUGUGAAGAUGGCUUUGGACAUUGAGAUUGCAGCUUACAGGAAACUCUUGGAAGGUGAGGAGACCCGGCUCAGUUUCACCAGCGUGGGAAGCAUGGCCAGCGGCUACUCCCAGAGUUCCCAGGUCUUUGGCCGAUCUGCCUACGGUGGUUUACAGACCAGCUCCUACUUGAUGUCCGCCCGCUCCUUCCCUUCUUACUACACCAGCCACGUCCAGGAGGAGCAGAUCGAGGUGGAGGAGACCAUUGAGGCUGCAAAAGCUGAGGAAGCUAAGGAUGAGCCCCCCUCUGAAGGAGAAGCUGAAGAGGAGGAGAAGGAGAAGGAAGAGGCUGAGGAAGAGGAAGGAGAGGGAGAGGAAGAGGAGGAAGGUGCCAAGGAAGAAUUUGAGGAUGCAAAGGAGGAAGAAGGAGGUGAGGGUGAAGGAGAAGAUGCCCAAGAAGCUGAGGACGAGAAGAAAGAUGAAGGUGCUGGGGAGGAGCAAGCAACCAAGAAGAAUGAGCCCCCCCACCUCCACUUCCCUUAA
Molecule: messenger RNA, 759 nt
Organism: Myotis lucifugus (little brown bat)
Lineage: Eukaryota; Metazoa; Chordata; Mammalia; Chiroptera; Vespertilionidae
Gene: NEFL
Product: neurofilament light
Exons: 5
Coding region: 1-759 (252 amino acids)
Biological process (GO): neurofilament bundle assembly
Cellular component (GO): cytoplasm; axon; intermediate filament
Molecular function (GO): structural constituent of postsynaptic intermediate filament cytoskeleton
Source: RefSeq, a predicted model, not a curated record